CAGACGCUACCAGUUCAACAAGAAUAUUACCAGUCAGCUCUCACUCUAAGAGAGAACCCAAGUCCACCGUAGUGACUCAGCCAUGGCGCUUAGAUUCGCUGCUCAACUCGUCGUCUCUUUCUUUUCUCUCAACCUCGUUCUCUUUUCAUCCCUCUCGAGAUCAGAUUCGAGCCAGUUCUGUGAUGCUGGGAUUGCAUAUGGUUCACCAACCUGUGGAACUUCAUUCUCAUCAACAACGAAGAUAUUAAUAAAGGGAGGAACAGUUGUUAAUGCUCAUCAGCAAGAGUUAGCUGAUGUUUAUAUAGAGAAUGGGAUUAUUGUUGCAGUGCAGCGAAAUCUCAAGGUUGGUGAAGAUGUCACUGUGCUUGAUGCUACAGGAAAAUUUGUCAUGCCAGGAGGAAUUGAUCCUCACACGCACCUAGCCAUGGAAUUUAUGGGAACUGAGACUAUCGAUGACUUCUUCAGUGGUCAGGCGGCAGCAUUAGCUGGUGGAACAACAAUGCACAUAGACUUUGUUAUACCAAUUAAUGGAAAUUUAGUGGCAGGUUUUGAAUCCUAUGAAAAGAAAUCAGAAAAGUCUUGCAUGGAUUAUGGUUUUCAUAUGGCAAUUACAAAAUGGGAUGAAGAUGUAUCCAGGGACAUGGAAAUUAUGGUUAAGGAGAAAGGUAUGAAUUCUUUCAAGUUUUUCAUGGCGUAUAAGGGAUCCCUAAUGAUCAAUGAUGAGCUUCUAUUAGAAGGAUUCAAGAGGUGUAAGUCUCUUGGUGCCUUGGCAAUGGUCCACGCAGAAAAUGGAGAUGCUGUAUUUGAAGGACAAAAAAGAAUGAUCGACCUUGGUAUUACAGGUCCAGAAGGACAUGCUCUUUCAAGGCCCUCAGUGCUAGAAGGGGAGGCAACUGCUCGAGCAAUUCGUUUGGCUGGUUUUGUUAACACUCCUCUUUAUGUUGUCCACGUGAUGAGCAUUGAUGCAAUGGAAGAGAUUGCUAAAGCCCGGAAAUCAGGUUUUAAAUCUGAUGCUUUACAAUUUGUUUGCUUGUGGUGUUUUUAUCUGAUAGCACAUUUUGUGGAUAUUUAAUACUUCAACUCAUAA
Molecule: messenger RNA, 1087 nt
Organism: Carica papaya (papaya)
Lineage: Eukaryota; Viridiplantae; Streptophyta; Magnoliopsida; Brassicales; Caricaceae
Source: RefSeq, a predicted model, not a curated record